AUGGCAGUAAUCGCCGAAGAAGCAGCAGCCGCCGCCGCCGCACACCCCCACCCCCCGCGGACGCUACGCCGCGACGAGUCCCCAAACGUCCCUCAGCGCCUAGACCAGGGCAGGCCGCUGCGGGCCGGCAGGGGUAGACGGAUCUCAGGCAGGGUCCCCAACAAGGCGCCUCUGCUGCACCCCACCGGGCGGCCCUCCAUCCCCCCCCCAGUCUCCCUUCCUCAGGGCCCCGCGGGUGGCCUCUCGCCAGGACGAUGGGCGCCGGCAAUGCCCGCUCCCCCCGGGGCAGCCCCUCCCCCUCUGGCCCACAUGCCCGGGGCCGGGCCCUGCCCUAUGGCGGGCACAGGACGGUCCCACAGCAGGGCACGCGCCACCGAGCCGAGGACGUGGAGUCCCGAGGAACAACGGGGUGGCCCAGCAGAGCACAGGCCCCGGGGUCCUCCCGCAGACCUCCUGCAGCCCCGGUCCAGGUCUUCCUUCCCAAGGUCCCAGGUGGGCUCCCAGGUCCUGGGGUGGGCGCUGGCUGUGACCUCGUCCAUCCCGUCCUCCCCGCCGGCUCCUGGGACUGGGCUCGGGGUCUCCGCGCCGGGCCGGGGCUGCAGGGGGAGGAGACUGCCCCCGGCCCUCACUUGCGCAGAGGCUCCAGGGGGCUGCUUUCCUGGGGCGGGGCUCCCCUCGAGCGGUGUAGAUGAUCCUGAAGACGGGCUGGACCCUGCGGUGUGCCCUCUGGGGCACGUCCUCUCUGCCCCGCAGCUCUUCCUGGCCAGCGCCAGCGCUAGCGCUGGCUCCUUCCGGCAGGGGCGGCCCCGGGGAGGCGCCUCUAGGCCUCGCGUGGCCUGGGGGCCCAUCAGCAUCAUUAGCUCAGAGCCCACAGGGUGGGCGUCUGAGGGUGGCCGGAAGACAGGGCUGAUGCCAGAGCCCCCCGACUAUACCUUUCUCAGCCUCUGCUGUGUUGGGGUCUCUGUCUGA
Molecule: messenger RNA, 969 nt
Organism: Eubalaena glacialis (North Atlantic right whale)
Lineage: Eukaryota; Metazoa; Chordata; Mammalia; Artiodactyla; Balaenidae
Product: basic salivary proline-rich protein 1-like
Exons: 4
Coding region: 1-969 (322 amino acids)
Source: RefSeq, a predicted model, not a curated record